GGAGGAGGAGGAGGAGGAGAAGGACCAAGAGCGCUCUGGUGGAAGAAGUUAUUCCACAAAAAAAAUAUUAUAAUAAUAAUCCAGGAGUUGGGAAGGAGAAAGUCAUGACGAGGCCGUUUUGCCUGCUGCUGCUGCUGCUCGCCAGUUCCACCGCCGCCAUCCCCCUGGAGAGCUUCGGCAGAGAGAAGCACCCCACCCUGCCUUCCCCGGCCCUCGCCACGGCGGCGGCGAGCCCGAGCGAGGAGCGCUCUCGCUUCGCCAUGCUGGACGACGUGCGGCUGCUCGCCAACGGGCUGCUGCAGCUGGGCCAGAGUCUGCGCGAGUUCGUGCACAAGACCAAGGGCCAGAUCAACGACAUCUUCCAGAAGCUGAACAUCUUCGACCGCUCCUUCUCGCGGCUCAACGUGGUCACGUCGGAGAUCCGGGAGGAGGAGGCGGAGCUGAAGAAGACCACGAGUUUCCUGAAGGCCAACAACGAGGAGAUCAAGAACCUGUCGCUGGAGAUCAACUCCAAGAUCAACGGCAUCCUGCAGGAGCGCGUGCAGCUGCAGAGCAAAGUGGGCAACCUGGAGGAGCGGCUGAAGUCCGUGGAGCGGCCGAGCGAGAUCACGACGCUCAGGAAAGUGAUUGAAUCUCAAGAGAAAACCAUCACCCAUCUGGUGGAAGCUGUGAAGGAGCAGCACGAGCAGCUGGACAACCAGAAACACAAGAUCACAAACCUGGAGCAAAAGCUGAGCUACGACAGCUUUCAAGACUCAGUGGAUAUGACGAUGGAUUCGGACCCCGCGGCGCCCGAUAUGUUCGAAUAUCUGACGGGGAACUCCACUGACCUGGACGUGAACGACCUCCAGAGAGACUGCAGCGAGCUGUUCGACAAGGGGGAGACGAAGAGUGGACUCUACGUCAUCAAGCCCAACCAAUCGGAGCCGUUCAACGUUUACUGCGACAUGGCGUCAGACGGAGGCUCAACUGUCAUCCAACGCAGGGCGGACGAUUCAGUGGAUUUUGACAAGACGUGGGACAAGUACGAGAAAGGCUUUGGAGAUCUGGAAAACGACUUCUGGCUGGGCUUAAAGAAGAUCCACAGCUUCACCCAGCAGGGGGUCUACAUCCUGCGCAUCGACUUGGAGGACUGGAAGGAGGGGAAGCACUGGGCCGAGUACCGCUUCUCUUUGGAGGGCUCCUCGAGGGGCUACGGCCUCCACGUCAGCCACUUCUCUGGGGACCUGCCCGACGCCUUGGCCAACAGAACCGGCAUGAGGUUCUCCACCAAGGACCGGAACAACGACAACCACCGGAACUCCAACUGCGCUCGCACGUACACAGGUGGCUGGUGGUUCAACGCCUGCAGGGAGACCAACCUCAACGGGAAGUAUUUGUGGUUGAGGGCAAAGGGACGCUCCAUGAGAAGGAAGGGCAUCUACUGGAAGCCGGGCACGGGACCCUCCUAUUCCCUCAAGACGACCAAAAUCACCGUGCGACCGGCCCGACUGCCGGAUGCUUCCACUAACUGAACCCCACAAGUCAAACCGCUUUCUUACAACACUACUGACAGUUUUCCACAGAAGCAUCGAUCAAAUCUAAUGCUCAGCCCAAAAAAAAAAAAAAAAAAGCUCAAUUAAAAUGGAAGGUGAAGUAACGCUGAUACAUUUCUUAGUUUAUCUGCAACAUUAAGUUGAUUGCUUGCAAAACCAUUUUUUGUUUCGCAAUGAUGCAACCGUGCCACGCAGGGCAGUGACCUGUUGGGUGUAAUCAAGGCAAGGACUGUAGAAUUGGCGUUACGCAACAUCUGCAAUCAUUUGCAAAAUGAACAUCGCUCUGAUUUGGGGUUAUUGAUCAAUUCAGAGCCAACAGAGCUGCAGUAGGAAAGAAAACUACGGAGAGAUUCUGAAGCAAUUAUUUAAAAAAACCUGGAUUGCUCGGCUAGAACAGAGAAGUUAAACACAGGGUUCAUACACAUGUUGAGCAAUGGAUUCCCAUGACCUUUCCGUGACCUUUCCGUGACUUGAAACCAAUUUCCAUGACCAAACAUUGAGUGAAAUCUUGGUGUAUACAUGAAUAUAAAACCUUAAUGACACUAAUGAGGCAAUAGUUUGAUUAAAAGAAUACAUAUUUAUAUAGUUGUUAUUCUUUUAAUCAAAUAUGAAUAUACCAAAUUUCCAUGACAUUUCCAAAACUUUUGGGAUUACAUAUUUUAAUGGAAAUAACUAUUUUUAAAUUCCAUGAUUUUUCCAGGUUUUCCACGACCGUACGAACCCUGUUAAACUCAUAUUUGACAGCUUCUAUGUUGACAAAGCUUUUUUAAAUGAGUAUUAUCUUUGUGUUUCAUGUUUCCAGGAGUCACAUGUACCAACAGGUUGUUGUGCUUUUAUAUUUUAAGCCAUUGUCCAAGAGAAACACUGCAUCUCCAACAUCUCGACAUGUGUCCGAACUGGUGAUUUUAAUGAAUUAAUGAACACCGAGUCAUCCCUACUUUGAUGGAAAAACAAUCCACAAAGUGGGGCCAAUGUCAGCAGACAAAUACUGGACUACGUUGGAGAAAGAAAAGCGUUGGCAGCACAUGUGAUGAAGGUGUUUUUUUUGCUUUGUUUAUUUGUAUUUUUUUUACUCUGUAAAGUAUUUAAACCAUUUCAUGCUAUUAUAUGACUUCUGCUGGUAUUGUUAGAGAAAAAACAUAAUUUCUGUGCAUUUCCAGGUGUAUUGAGUCAUAUUGACUUUGGUCCAUUAUUACACUAUAACUAACUGGACUGUAGAUGUGGCUCAUACUAAACACGUCACCCUUAUAAGUAGAUAUAUGCUAACAGAACGUAUUUAUGGAGUCAAAAUAAUAAUAAUAAAUCGUGUCUAAAUGUC
Pseudoliparis swirei is the source of this 2853-nucleotide messenger RNA. It is a transcript of the gene angptl3, whose product is annotated as angiopoietin-like 3. Lineage: Eukaryota; Metazoa; Chordata; Actinopteri; Perciformes; Liparidae. Bases 105 to 1514 code for a protein of 469 amino acids. The record is from RefSeq and is a predicted model, not a curated record. Gene Ontology annotation, biological process: phospholipid homeostasis; triglyceride homeostasis; phospholipid catabolic process. The transcript is spliced from 7 exons.